AUGUCAUGUUCAUCCCCUACGCAUAUGGGUUACCAAAGAAUCAUUCGCUUCGCCUUCCCGCUGCUGCUGAUAUUCCUCUUCCUAUACCUCAGCAUCAGCAAGCUCCCAGAUACUCCCCUUUAUGAGUGCAUUGAAGAUGGGAAGCCAUGUGCCAAGAUGGAGAAUGAUGUCAUCGCUAAGGAGGAAGUACGGGAAAAGGGGGAGGAGUCCUUCAAAGAAGACUCCUCCUACCGGCAGGUGUUAGAAAACUCGAUGAAGAACUGCAAAGGGAAGAACUUCCAGAUUGGGAAUAUGAUGCAAUCAUUUCAUGAGUGUGUGACAGGUGACAAUGAGAUCUUACUGGAGCAAUACUUAGACGGAUGGAGAGAACUGAUAAAGUUCAUGGACUCGAUGGGUUCUGUGUUCUCCUUUAUCUCUCAUGAAACAAUGACCAAAAUCAACAUCCUUCAGGGAUAUCUGGACAGUGAGAACGGAAUGAGCUACAAAACCAUCAAGUCGAUGAUAACAUACGAAUUGGAGCACAAGGUGGUGAACUUUGAAUACCUGCCUACCAAUCGGGUGCCCUCAGGCUGCCGAACCCUCUUGCGCAUGCAUCGAGCCCUUAAAUGGCUGGAAGUCUUUCUUUACAAAGUGGGCAUCAGCCCCGGGCAGGGCAGGACUUCAGAAAUGUGUGCCGAGGCCUAUCACAAGACCUUGUCCCAUUACCACAGUUGGUUCAUCCGGCAGGUUGCCGAAGUGGCAUUUUUGGCCCUGCCCCCUUUGGAGGAGAUGUACAAAGUAGUAUGUGUCCGGGACCACAAGGAAGCGAGAGUUGUCCUUUUGACCACUGUAGAUUCCAUAGUUAAGGUCUACAACAUCACGCAGGAGCUCUAUACAAUCAAUAACAUGUUGGACCUACCAUGAAAGCCAACUUUGAAAGAUUUAUAUUCGUCCUGAAGU
Molecule: messenger RNA, 939 nt
Organism: Nanorana parkeri
Lineage: Eukaryota; Metazoa; Chordata; Amphibia; Anura; Dicroglossidae
Product: ceramide-1-phosphate transfer protein-like
Exons: 4
Coding region: 1-903 (300 amino acids)
Biological process (GO): intermembrane lipid transfer; ceramide transport
Cellular component (GO): membrane; cytosol; cytoplasm
Molecular function (GO): ceramide 1-phosphate binding; ceramide 1-phosphate transfer activity
Source: RefSeq, a predicted model, not a curated record